Monodelphis domestica (gray short-tailed opossum) is the source of this 2055-nucleotide messenger RNA. It is a transcript of the gene ACAD9, whose product is annotated as acyl-CoA dehydrogenase family member 9. Gene Ontology annotation, molecular function: acyl-CoA dehydrogenase activity; flavin adenine dinucleotide binding. Lineage: Eukaryota; Metazoa; Chordata; Mammalia; Didelphimorphia; Didelphidae. The record is from RefSeq and is a predicted model, not a curated record.
AUGAACGGCGGCGGCGUCCUCCUCCUGCGGGCGGCCAGGGCGGGCUCGCGCCGGGCUCUGGGCGCCCUCCCCGAACGGCGGCUGGCCGCGGUGGGCAGCCUCCGGCGGCUCCUGCGCACCGGCCCGCCGUGCCGAGCCUACGCCAAGGAGCUGUUCCUGGGGAAAAUCGAGAAGAAAGAAGUUUUUCCAUAUCCAGAAGUCAGCCUGGAUGAAUUAAAAGAUAUGCAGCAGUUUGUGGUACCAGUAGAAAAAUUCUUCAAUGAAGAAGUGGACUCAAAAAAAAUUGAUCACGAUGGGGUAAUUCCUGAAGAAAUAUUAACUAGAUUGAAGCAGCUGGGGCUCUUUGGCAUGCUGAUUCCAGAAGAAUAUGGUGGCCUUGGCUUAUCACAUAUAAUGUAUGCACGUUUAGGAGAAAUCCUUUCUCAGGAUGGAGCAAUUGCAGUCACUUUGGCAGCACAUCAAGCAAUAGGAUUAAAGGGCAUCCUUUUGGCUGGCACUGAGGAACAGAAAGCAAAGUAUUUGCCUAAAUUGGCCACUGGGGAAUAUAUUGCAGCUUUCUGUCUUACAGAGGCAACAAGUGGGAGUGAUGCUGCAUCCAUUCAAACAAGAGCAACUCUGAGUGAAGAUAAAAAGUUCUACAUCUUAAAUGGCUCCAAGAUCUGGAUCACAAAUGGUAGUUUAGCCAGUAUAUUCACAGUGUUUGCCAAGACAGAGCUUUUUGACUCAGAUGGUUUCAAAAGGGACAAAAUCACGGCAUUCAUUGUUGAAAGAAAUUUUGGUGGCAUCACUAAUGGUAAACCUGAGAACAAAUUAGGCAUCCGGGGCUCUGACACUUGUGAAGUUCGUUUUGAAAAUACAAAAGUGCCCAUUGAAAAUGUCAUUGGAGAAGUCGGAGAUGGAUUUAAGAUAGCAAUGAAUGUCCUGAAUAGUGGACGAUUUACUAUGGGAAGUUUAGUUGCUGGAAUGCUCAAGAAAUUGAUUGGAAUGACAGCAGAAUAUGCCUGUACAAGGAAACAGUUCAACAGGCCUCUAAGUGAAUUUGGAUUAAUUGAGGAAAAGUUUGCUCUGUUGGCCAGAAAAACAUAUGUGAUGGAGAGUAUGGCCUACCUCACCGCCGGGAUGAUGGACAGCCCAGGUGUUCCUGAUUGCUCUAUGGAGGCGGCCAUGGUGAAGGUGUUCAGCUCUGAAGCAUCCUGGAUUUGUGUGAGCGAAGCCCUACAGAUUGUCGGAGGCCUGGGAUACAUGAAAGAUUACCCCUAUGAGCGCUAUCUCCGGGACUCCAGGAUUCUACAGAUUUUUGAGGGAACAAAUGAGGUCCUCCGAAUGUAUAUUGCCCUGACAGGACUACAGCAUGCAGGCAAAGUCUUAACCAAAACAUUGGAUGACUUGAGGAAAGGGAACGUGGGUAAUGCAAUGGAACACUUGUCAAAAAAACUUCGAGAAAGCGUGAGAAGGAAGGUCGAUUUGGGUCUGACAGGGAAAGAUGGAAUCGUACAUCCCAAUGUGGAGGAGAGUGCAAAGCGACUGGAAGAAAACGUGUAUUAUUUUGGAAAAACGGUAGAGGUGUUGCUGAAGAGGUUUGGCAAGACUAUCUUGGAAGAGCAGAUGACCAUGAAGCGCAUGGCGGACAUUAUGAUUAACAUGUAUGCCAUGACCGCCGUCCUCUCGAGAUCUAGUCGCUCCAUCCGCAUUGGACUGCGCAACUACGACCACGAAGUGCUACUGACAAAUAUCUUCUGCACUGAAGCCUAUUUCCAGAAUCUUUACAACAUGGCUCAGUUAGAAAAAUAUUCUUCUGAAAAUUUAGAUGAACAUAUUAAAAAAGCUGCCCGGCUGGUACUGGAGACUAGAUCCUUCCCAUGUGCUCAUCCCUUGCAAAGGCUAUUGUGAGAAGCAGGAAAAAGUACACCUGGAAUCCAUAUAUGAUUAUGAUCCACCACGUCAUUGAACUAUAUAAUCAGCUCAUGGCUUUAGAUGGGUCUGAUUUAGAAUGACACUUGCCAUUUUUUCACAGAAUAAAUUCAUAAUUAACUCAUGAAAAGGGUUUCUUAAAAA